AUGACAGAAGUUAUUGAAACCAAAGAAGUUGAGAAUAUUAUCUCUGAACAAUCAUUAAAAACAGAAUCAGUUAAAGUUAGUAAUAAAAGAUCAAGAGAUGAUGAAGAAAUGAAAGAUUCAGAGGGUGGUGUUAAAAAAACAUCUUUCCCACAAAUUAGUGUUGAAGAUACUGAAGAAGAACAAAUUAGAAAAGUUACUAUACCAUUUAAUAGAAUUGCACCAUUAAAAGCCAACUGGCAACAAAUUUAUGAACCAAUCGUUACACAUCUUAAAUUACAAAUUAGAAUGAAUACAAAAACAAGAAAAGUUGAAUUAAAAACCUCAAAAUCUACUAAAGAAACAUCUGCCCUUCAAAAAGCAGCUGAUUUUGUACAUGCUUUUUCUCUUGGUUUUGAAGUUAAUGAUGCAGUAGCAAUAUUAAGAUUAGACGAUUUAUAUAUAGAUUCAUUUGAUGUUGAAGAUGUUAAAAUAUUAAAAGGAGAUAAUUUAUCUCGUGCUAUUGGUCGUGUAGCUGGUAAAGAUGGUAAAACUAAAUUCACAAUUGAAAAUGUUACAAAAACUAGAAUAGUUUUAGCUGAUAAACGUAUUCAUAUUUUAGGAUCAUAUUCCAACAUUAGAGUUGCAAAAGAUGCAAUUUGUGACUUAAUUAUUGGUUCACCACCAGGUAAAGUUUACGCAAAAUUAAGAACAGUUUCAAGUAGAAUUGCAGAACGUUUCUAA
Molecule: messenger RNA, 720 nt
Organism: Dictyostelium discoideum AX4
Lineage: Eukaryota; Evosea; Eumycetozoa; Dictyosteliales; Dictyosteliaceae
Gene: pno1
Product: RNA-binding protein PNO1
Exons: 4
Coding region: 1-720 (239 amino acids)
Cellular component (GO): cytoplasm; nucleolus
Molecular function (GO): nucleic acid binding; RNA binding
Source: RefSeq, a predicted model, not a curated record